Symbiodinium sp. CCMP2592 is the source of this 1662-nucleotide messenger RNA. The record is from the annotation of a GenBank genome assembly. Lineage: Eukaryota; Dinophyceae; Suessiales; Symbiodiniaceae.
GUGCUCUCCGAAGACGCACGAGCAGACGGAUAUGCAAAUUUUUACGCAGUGUCUGAAUGGUGGACACUGAAGACAGCAUUUACACAGUGGUUCACGAAGAACUACACUUCGGUCUACCAGCCACUUGCUGCACAAAUGGAUAUCAGCACCCAUCAGCACGCAGUGCACUCAGUGCUCGUCCCACCGAUGGCAGAGUGUCACACCAUCAUGAGCAUCCUCCCGGUUUGGAGGGCCCCAAACCGGGAAGCCCCGGAAACGGGCAUCAUGAGCAUCAGCCGUCUUUGGGGCGGACCACACAGACGCAUCAUGAGCAUCAGCGGCACUGCUCGGCGGUGCAAUAACAGGCAGUUCUGGCAGGUCGCUCGCCGUCCCUCGUACAAGGGCGCCGUGGACUCCGUGAGUUCAAUGCCUGUCGAUGCAACUACGAUUCCUGGGAUGAUCUUGGUGUUGGGAUCUAUUCUUCCGUCGUCUACUUUGUCUGGCGAUGCUGUCUCCGAGUGCUACAAAACACUGCAGACAAUGGAAGAAUGCAUGCAGAUCAAUAAAAAGCUUUAUCUCAUCCCCGGAGAAGAAGCCUAUGCUCUGGAGGUUUGCGAAAACCACGUCCGCUUGAGCGCCUUGAAGUCAGUUCUGAAGGAGUUGGAGCUCAGUUGGUUGGCCAAGAAGAUGCCAGGAAACUUCGUGGACAGGCUCCCACUCAGUGCCCUGCUCGUCUGUUUCUUCAGGCUGAAGGGUGAUCACGCCUUUUGGGGCCAGCUGACUUUUCGGCGGGCUGUCAAGAGAACCCUGCACUUCUUCAGCCAGCGGGCGGAGGAGGCGCUGGAGAAAGCGCUCGUCGAUGAAUGCCCGUGCCCGCAGGUUGGAGCACGGUGGCACCCCUUUACGAAGAGCAGCCGCCUCAAGGGCAAUAAAGCUCUUCAGCUGAGUGUCGUUUCGCGGUUUAUGUCCCGGGGAGGAGGCUUCAUAUCCAUGAAGUCGGAAGCCCGGCUUUCAGACCUGGGAAUCUGCAAUCACCGAACGGCCCUGGCCUCCAAGACUGCAGGCGAGUUCUGUGUUCGUGCCCUCAGCAAAGCCGAGAAGCACAUCCAACAAGUGCUGGACAAACAGGAAGACACGAAAGUGGUGAACUUCUGUAUGGACGCUGCCUCCAUCUCUCACGAACAAGUGCUGUCGCUGAUCUUCCGAAUGGGAGGCAAGCACUUCUCCGGGGCCACCCAGCUCCUCAACGCGACUUCCCUCAACGAGGAAGAAACUGAGGCGGCGGCUGCCAGUAUGGCCAAGGCCAUGGAUGGUAGCCUGCCCCCCACUGCAAAGGCCGAUGUGGGCAAGGACAAGAAGUUGCACUUUGCUUGGAAGGAAUUCCGAACACCGACGAAGAUGCUCUUAUCUGCCAUGGCAAAUAGCUUGCAGCAGAGCCUCCCAGAAAACUGGACACUGUUGAGCUGCAAGCCCGCGAAUCUCCUGAGGCCUCGAGGGCCCAACAGCGAACGACUGCGCUUCACUGAGAAGGAGAAGGCGGUGCACGGGCUUAAUCCAGAGCACGGCGCAAGGUAUUUCGUUCACAGCUUCGAAGACGCCGAAUCUGUGUGCGACUUCUACAAGCAUGAGGGCUUCUACCACCUCACCUUCGCGGCAGACGAAGGCACGGAGGCGGGCCGGUAG